This is a messenger RNA of Nicotiana tabacum (common tobacco), 1822 nucleotides long. RefSeq names its product RING-H2 finger protein ATL46-like. Gene Ontology annotation, molecular function: ubiquitin protein ligase binding. The record is from RefSeq and is a predicted model, not a curated record. Lineage: Eukaryota; Viridiplantae; Streptophyta; Magnoliopsida; Solanales; Solanaceae.
GGGAAUAAGAUAAUUGCAUCUAAAAAUACACAAAAAGGACAGCAGUCAGUGACAAAGACACAUGUGGCAAUCCUUGAAAAAGUCAGUUUAUGUCAUAAACUGAAUUCAUAAUCUGGGAAGCAUUGUCAUCAGGCCUUGUCUUUCUCAUAGAAACCUAACCUACCCUUCUUUAGUAACUUUGCUUUUCCUUUUUUCUUGUUCUGUUUUGCCCACAUCUAAGCACAGUGUUGACAAGCAACUUAUCAAUAGGGAGCAAAUCACUUAUUUUGGUGAUAUUUCUAUAGCCAUAUCUUUUACCUAUCAAAUCCAACAUACAUAAGUCCAUCCAUACACUGUAUUGUUCUCUUCUGCAGGGUAGAGGUAGGUCAACUGCUACUUCUAGAUUUUUAUUCCUUCUGUUAAUCUUUGUUUGCUGCCUCUAUUUUUGGUUAAUUCUGGACAUUUUUUGUCUAUUUCAUACUCUCUUUACCUCUAGUCCUCUUAAAGGCAGUUUUCAUUUUACAUAUUCUUCUAUUCAAAUAAAGCAAGUUUCUUGGAUGUUCUGAAAAUGGCAUGUCAGUAGUAGUAUAAUGAUGUUAUUUUGAAAACUUUUUAAGCUUUUGUGCUCUACUUCCUCUCCACUUUUCACUUACCAGAGUUAGAAGUCAGGAUUCUGAAAGAUUUACUAGCAAAUUUUAAAAACAAAAUUGUCACCCAUGAGUAGAAUCAGCCCAAUUUUCCUGUUGGUAAUAGUAGUUAUUGCUGUUUUAUUCUUCGUCUUUGGUCUUCUUCAUCUUCUGAUUAGGUAUUGUUUAAAGAUGCCUUCUUUUUCAUCAAUUUCUCAGUCCAAUAGAUUCCCAGAAUCAACUAGUUCCCAAGUUCUCCAAAGGCAGCUUCAACAGCUCUUUCGGCAACAUGAUUCUGGUUUAGACCAAUCUAUCAUUGACACUUUGCCUGUGUUUUUGUAUAAGGAUAUUAUGGGGUUGAAGGAGCCAUUUGAUUGUGCUGUUUGUUUAUGUGAAUUUUCAGAACAUGACAAACUCAGAUUGCUCCCUUUGUGUAGCCAUGCUUUUCACAUCCAUUGUAUAGACACAUGGCUCCUAUCAAACUCAACUUGUCCUUUAUGUAGAGGUGUAAUUACUUCUGGAAUUUCUAUUGGAAACCCCUUGUUUAGCUCUAAUUAUGAGUCAAGAGAACAGUGGAAUUUCCAUUUGGAAGAUGGAAUUAGAAACAGUCAAAAGUCAGGAGUACUCAUGCAAGAAAAUGUUGGAGAAAUGAGAGUUUUCUCAGUUAGAUUAGGUAAGUACAAAAGUGUAAAUGAAGGGAAUGAAAAUUAUGAAGACAAAAGUCAAGGGGAAAUUAGUAGCAGCAAUUUGAAUGCAAGGAGAUGUUUUUCAAUGGGUUCAUUUCAAUAUGUGGUUGAUGAUUCAGAAUUGCAGAUAGCUUUGCCCAAUGUGAAGAUUCUCAAAGCGAAGUGUGAGAACAACAAUUUUGGGGCUACUACAGAAGGAAAAAAGAUCAGUGCUAGGACUAAAGGAGAGAGCUUCUCUGUUUCAAAGAUUUGGCUUUGGUCUAAGAAAGGCAAUUCCUCAAGUUCUUCAGAAACAAAUGUUGGUGGACUAUCUCUUAAUCUUGAUAUUCCCAUUACAAACAGAACUCAGUUUGUGUAACCAUAUAGUGCAAAAAAAUUAUUGGUUUAACAUAGAGUUGAGAUACAAAUCAACGCCUACAUACUCUUCUAUUCCUUUUUUUUAAAUUUGUUUUAUUGGAUUAACUUAUACUACUACAAUUGUAGCUACAGAUAUGUACUUGGGAAUAAUAUGGAUGAUGCAUUAAUUUCCAA